Papaver somniferum (opium poppy) is the source of this 618-nucleotide messenger RNA. RefSeq lists its product as uncharacterized. The record is from RefSeq and is a predicted model, not a curated record. Lineage: Eukaryota; Viridiplantae; Streptophyta; Magnoliopsida; Ranunculales; Papaveraceae. The transcript has a single exon. The coding region runs from base 1 to 618 and encodes 205 amino acids.
AUGAGUCCUUUCCAAGCACUCUAUGGCUAUAUACCUACACACUUAGAUUUUCCCUCCUCUGCCACAACUUCUGUUGCUACUCUUGAAGAAUAUAUGAAACAGAGAGCUGUUGUUCUGGAUAUCUUGAAAGAAACUUUACAUAAAGCACAUGAGAGAAUGAAGUUCUUUGCUGAUAAGACAAGAACUGAUAGAGUGUUUGCAGUGGGUGACAAGGUAUAUCUCAAGUUGCAACCUUACAUGCAGGCCUCUGUGGCUUUGAGAAGGAACCUUAAGUUGGCAGCUAAAUAUUAUGGGCCUUUCACUAUUUUUCAGAAAAUUGGUGCAGCUGCUUACAAACUGCAACUUCAUGCUGAAGCUAGAAUUCAUCUAGUCUUCCAUGUUUCACAGUUGAAGAAACAUAUUGGCACCAUCCACAGUCCUUCUCCAUCUUUACCAGUACUGGAUACUGAUGGGUCUAUCUUAGUCAUUCCUGCAGCUGUUUUGAAUACCAGAACUAUCUUUAGAAAUGGUGCCCCUGUCCUUCAAAUGCUCAUCAGAUGGACCAAUGCUUCUUCAGAGGAUGCUACAUGGAAGGAUACAACUCAUAUUGCUCACCAUUUUCCUAAGUUCAAUCCUUGA